Messenger RNA from Molossus molossus (Pallas's mastiff bat), 1693 nucleotides. It is a transcript of the gene HIBCH, whose product is annotated as 3-hydroxyisobutyryl-CoA hydrolase. Gene Ontology annotation, cellular component: mitochondrion. The record is from RefSeq and is a predicted model, not a curated record. The coding region runs from base 9 to 1196 and encodes 395 amino acids. Gene Ontology annotation, biological process: L-valine catabolic process. Gene Ontology annotation, molecular function: 3-hydroxyisobutyryl-CoA hydrolase activity. The transcript has 14 exons. NCBI's taxonomy places the organism in Eukaryota, Metazoa, Chordata, Mammalia, Chiroptera, Molossidae.
CAGUUUUGAUGGAAAUGAAGGAAGGACCUAUGCCAAUGUGUGGAGAAGAGCUUUCCAGUCAGAGAAAACAGUUGAAUUCAUUCAAAAGGACUAAUAUCAUACUGCAACAUUUGAGAAUGUCCAACCACACAGAUGCAGCAGGAGAAGUACUAUUAGAAAGAAAAGGUUGUGCUGGAGUGAUAACACUAAACAGACCAAAGGCCCUAAAUGCAUUGACCCUUAAUAUGAUUCGGCAUAUUUAUCCACAACUAAAGAAGUGGGAACAAGAUCCUGAAACGUUACUGAUCAUUAUAAAGGGAACUGGUGGAAAGGCUUUCUGUGCUGGGGGUGAUAUCGUAGCCAUCACAGAAAAUUCAAAGACAAACUGGAAGAUAACUCAGGAUUUCUUCAGAGAAGAAUAUAUGCUAAACAAUGCCAUUGCUUCUUGCCAGAAACCGUAUAUUGCAUUUAUUCAUGGAAUUACAAUGGGUGGGGGAGUUGGAGUCUCAGUUCAUGGGCUAUUCCGAGUGGCUACCGAAAAGUCUCUUUUUGCAAUGCCAGAAACUGCAAUAGGAUUAUUCCCUGAUGUGGGUGGAGGUUAUUUCUUGCCAAGACUUCAAGGAAAACUUGGUUACUUCCUUGCAUUAACAGGAUUCAGGCUGAAGGGAAGAGAUGUGUACAGAGCAGGAAUUUCUACACACUUUGUAGAUUCUGAAAAGUUGGGCAUGUUGGAAGAAGAUUUAUUAGCCCUGAAAUCUCCUUCAAAAGAAAAUAUUGCAGAUGUUUUAGAAACUUACCAUAAAAAGUCCAAGAUUGAUCAAGGCAAGCCUUUCAUACUUGAGGAACACAUGGACAAAAUAAACAGUUGGUUCUCUGCCAAUAAUGUGGAACAGAUUAUUGAAAAUUUACAGCAAGAUGGUUCAUCUUUUGCUCUAGAACAGUUGAAGGUAAUUAAUAAAAUGUCUCCAACAUCUCUAAAGAUCACAUUAAGGCAACUCAUAGAGGGGUCUUCAAAGACCUUGCAAGAAGUAUUAAUUAUGGAAUAUCGGCUGAGUCAAGCUUGUAUGGGAGGCCAUGACUUUUUUGAAGGUGUCAGGGCAGUUUUAAUAGAUAAAGACCAGAGUCCAAAGUGGAAACCAGCCAAUCUAAAAGAAGUUACUGAUGAAGAUGUGAAUAAUUAUUUUAAAUCUCUGGGAAGCAAUGAUUUGAAAUUUUGAAGUGACUGGAUUUUGAAGGUAUUUUGGAACAGGGGUUGGCAAACUACGGCACAGCACCCAAGUCUGGCCUGCUACCUGUUUUUUAUAUAUCCUGCAAGCUGGGAAUGGCUUCUGCAUUUUUAAAUGGUUUGGGUAAGAAAUCAAAGACUAAUCUUUCAUAACUUGUGAAAACUGCAUGAAAUUCAAAUAUCACUGUCCAUAAAUAAAGCUUUAUUGGAACAUAGCUGUACUCAUCUGUUUACAUAUUAUCUAUGGCUGCUUUGGGUGAUUGCAGCAGACAUUGUAAGACCUGCAAAGCCUAAAUUAUUUACUAUUUGGUCUUUUCAGAAAAAUUUUCAACCUCUGUUUUAGAAGAUGGGAAAUUUGAAGAUCUUUAGAGAUUCUUGAGUUACUAUAGCUAAUUGAAAUAGGAACUUAAUGUUUUGGCUUUGGGUAGUUGUUUAUAUGUUUAUUAAAUCAAAUUAUGUAUAGCUUAUAAAAAAAUUAAAACCCUGAAA